GGAUGCUCCCACAUGCACUAUUCACACCAGACAGAGACCCUUCUUCCCCAUCGCCAUCCUCGUGUGCAUACAUAACUAUCUGUUGUCUGUCUCCCACCGCCCACCUUCAUUGUUCUCUACUUCUUACGUAUGAGAUACCAUAUCCGUACAUAUACCUCCCUGUUCCAGCAUCGACAUCGAAUUCCUGUAUCCAAGUUGGCAUUGGCACACUGAUCCCAUCAAUUCACACAUAUACUUUACACAAGAUCCACUGCUGUCAUGACCGUCUCUGCCGCCCAGUCGGCCCCUCAGGCCAAGGAUACUACGGCGGCUCGUAAGCGCAGAAGACGUGCUCCCGCUGGUGGUGCCGCUGAUGACUGCUUCACCUGCCUCAAGCGCGGCGUCAAAUGUGACCGUCGCCGGCCAUACUGCUCUCAGUGCCUCGAAGUCAGCAACGAGUGCUCGGGGUACAAGACACAGCUGACCUGGGGUGUUGGAGUUGCGAGUCGGGGCAAGCUUCGCGGCCUGUCGCUACCCGUUGCCAAAGCGCCACCCGUCACUCGAGAGCCCAAAAGAUCACCAGGCGGUGCUCGUGCCAGAGCCAACAGCGCUGCCAUGGCCACAGCAAGCAUGAAUGCUGGCUCCAAUGCCAACACCCGCCCACACGUCAACCACCAUGGCCAUCGCCUCAGCACGAGCUCGGCGGGCUCGAUGCCGUGGCCUGAACGCGAAGACCCCAGGCUUCACGCGGCUCCAAUGACUUCUCGAGGGCCUAUUGAUAUUCCAUCGGUUUCACACGCCGCCGCCUCGGCACCGACGACCCCGUUCGGCAUGGCAGGGUAUGAUUACCUCUCUCUGUCACAUUCGGACAAUGCACCAGCCAUGGGACACGGCAACUGGGGCAGUGUGGCCUAUUCUCCGAGUAUGGUGCACUCGCCCGAUGCGCACACUCGCUUCAACAAGUUUCCCCUUGCGCUCGCCACGGAUGGCCUAUCUUCCUCGGUCAGCUCGGUGAACAGCGAUGUCGACUACAUGUCCCCUCUAAGCCAGUCAUACCCUCGCGAGGAGCUUCCCUUUGUCAACAGCCCGUCUCUCAUGUACGACAACUUCAGCACGCACCAGAGCUCUCCUGCACCACAAAGCCCGCCUUCCAGCAUCAACAUCGACCACUCGCGUGCGCCUACAUCGUAUCCAGGAAUCGUCUACACACCUUCCGAGCACGGCUCCAGCCUUGGCUCCCAUCAUCUCGACGUCUUCGAGUCUCAAUUCAGCCAGAAAAUGAUGAGAGAGAGUGAUGGCUUCAGUUCCCAAGGACGGAACGCUGCCUUGCCGCCUUGCAACAGAUCGCCUCAACCUCAGCAGCAGCAGCGAUUGCGCUCACCCCAAGAGACCUCACCAUCCCCUCGAAGCGAGCCAUCGUCGAAAUGGGCCAACGAGCCGACGGCCAUCCCACAGGAUCUGGCCACACGGAUGCCUUUUUUCAUGGACUACUAUCACAGCACUCUUUGUCCAACCAUGGUCUUCAUCGAUGGUCCAUCAAAUCCCUUCAGAGAGAAUGUGCUGGAACUGGCCGAGACGAGCCCGAGUCUUCAGCAUGCAAUUUGUGCUCUUUCGGCCUGCAACUUGAGGAUGAAGCGGAAGCUGAGUCUGGGUCAGGAUACCCAGACGUUGAUGGCUAAGCUUUUUGUCGAGAAGCAAACUGCCGAGGCAGUAGCUGACACGCAAAUCGACGACCCGGCAUUGUCUGAGGAGUAUCAGCAUCGCAACCUCGCCGUGCAUUUGCUCAACCAGCAACUCAAUGAUCCUGUCAAGUCGAGCCAUGAUUCAGUUUUGGCAACGAUUCUUCUGCUUUGUCACUACCGCAUGGUUGAGUCUGGUGUUGCCAAAUUCCAGACACAGUUUGCUGGCAUAGGAAAGAUCCUUUCCAUCCGGAAGGCUCAACAACUUGAGGCGAGUGAGCCGUCAUGGAUGCAAGGACUUUUCCAGCACUUUGACGCGAUCUCGGCUAGCAUCAACGACCGAGAGCCGCAACUGUCAGGGUCGACUGGCUUGUCUGGCGACCAUGACAACGUCGAUGCCCUUCCGUUUGGCAUCGAGAACCUGGUUGGCUGUGACCGGGAGCUAUUCAAGACCAUCAGCAGGCUGGGACGUCUCAACCUCGUGUCGCAGCACCGACCUGUGCACAAUCUGGCGACGACCCCUGACGAGUCCCACCGCCCACACUCACCUUUUGGUAUGCCUAUGAGCCGCGGCCACCGCGGUAGUAUUAGCCACGCCGUCAACCAGCCGGUUAGUGAACUGCGCGGUUUGCCGCUUGGGGCUCGGUUUGAUGGCAAUGGCUUUGGCGCCUUGCUGGACGAGGAGGAUGCGAUCACAUCAACCGCUCGGUCUACGGGUGCCUACGAUGCUCAUCGCGCCGUCUUCUGGAAGGAAUGGAAGGAGGUCCGCCUAGCGCUCCAGAGCUGGCAGUUCGACUCGUGCACUGUGGGAGCGAGCCUGCCAGGACCACCAACUCAGCUUCAGGUCCGGGAUCUUGGCUCACUCUCCGAGGCUUUUCGUUACGCAGCUCUUCUCUACACUGAGCGACUCGCAAGUCCCACCCUCCCUUCGAGCCACACCAACUUUCAAAACCUGGUCAGCCAGGUUGUCUACUACGCCACCAGCCUCGAGCCUGAGAGCGGGGCUGAGAAGUUCCUGUUGUGGCCGCUCUUUGUGGCAGGUUCCGAAUGCGUGAACGAACUACAACAGAAUAUCAUCCGGAACAAAUGUCGCGACAUGAUGAGUCGCUCCGGCUACAUGAACAACCUAUCGUCCCUCGAUGUCCUGGAAAAGCUAUGGGCCACCGAACUCAAGGAAUCGGAAGGCAGAAGCCCUGGCACCAGACUGCACAUUGUGGGACGCCGAAGCCCCUUCAAUUGGGCAAAGUGCAUUGGAGGCACCGGCGACAUGGAAUGGAUCAUGUUUUGAUCACAUUCAGCAUGUUUUUUUUUUUUUUUUUUGAAUUGCGCUUUUGUAUGUGCGAAGC
Molecule: messenger RNA, 3004 nt
Organism: Emericellopsis atlantica
Lineage: Eukaryota; Fungi; Ascomycota; Sordariomycetes; Hypocreales; Bionectriaceae
Product: fungal-specific transcription factor domain-containing protein
Exons: 2
Coding region: 259-2946 (895 amino acids)
Biological process (GO): regulation of DNA-templated transcription
Molecular function (GO): DNA-binding transcription factor activity, RNA polymerase II-specific; zinc ion binding
Source: RefSeq, a predicted model, not a curated record